Messenger RNA from Neltuma alba, 657 nucleotides. Its product is annotated as probable glutathione S-transferase parC. Gene Ontology annotation, cellular component: cytoplasm. The record is from RefSeq and is a predicted model, not a curated record. The coding region runs from base 1 to 657 and encodes 218 amino acids. Gene Ontology annotation, biological process: glutathione metabolic process. The transcript is spliced from 3 exons. Gene Ontology annotation, molecular function: glutathione transferase activity. NCBI's taxonomy places the organism in Eukaryota, Viridiplantae, Streptophyta, Magnoliopsida, Fabales, Fabaceae.
AUGAAGGAGAUUUCAGUGGCCGUGUUUGAUAAUGGCAGACGAGUUGUUUUGCUGGAUGCAAAGGUUGCAUUGGCCGAGAAAGGAGUUGAGUACAAGGAAGAGGAUCUGACCAACAAAAGCCCUCUGCUUCUGCAAAUGAACCCGUUUCACAAGACAAUCGGGGUUCUGAUCCAUAACGACGAAACCAUCAACGAAUCCCUCAUAAUCGCGGAGUACAUUGAUGAGGCUUGGAAGGGUCAAGCUCCAUUACUUCUAUCUGAUCGUGAUCAGAGAGCUCAAGCCAAAUUCUGGGCUGAUUUUGUUGGCUCCAAGGUUCAUGGGGUUGGGAAGAGGAUUUGGGCUGCAAAUGUUGAAGAGCAUGAACAGGCGAAGAAGGAAUUGAUUUUGAAUUUGAAGCAAUUGGAGGAAGCUCUUGGAGACAAACCAAAUUUUGGAGGUGACACAUUUGGGUUGGUGGAUGUUGCUCUGAUUCCAUUCUAUAAAUGGUUCUAUGUUUAUGAGACAAUAGGGUACCUGAAAGUGGAAGCAGAGUGUCCUAAGAUCGUUGAAUGGGCAAAGAGAUGCUUGCAGAGAGGAAGUGUUCAAAAAUCACUUGCAGAUAAGAAGGAAAUCUACGAGGUUGUCUUGGGCCACAGGAAGAAGCUUCAGUUGGACUGA